AUGGCGGCUGCAUCUACUCUGAUCGGUAUUGCGUCUGCUUUCUGUGUCCUUGGCCUAGGCCUCAUUCUCAAGUCCUCAUGGAGGGCCCUACUCUUAACCCUAGUUCUGGGUGUCAUCUCCAGCAGUGUCUUUAUCACGGCCCGCCACCUUCAAAUCCAGCAGUCUCGUUUAAAGCGACCGAUUCAUCUGUCUGAUGUCGCUGCGAAGAAGUCCAUUAGUCCCAGCUUGCUCAAAGGAGCUUACUUCCUCGUCGUCUUGGGCUCAGGUGGCCACACCAAGGAAAUGCUAGCCAUGAUGGAGAUCAGCUUUCCCAACGUCCCCGACAUGCACCGACGCUAUCUCAUCUCUAGUGGCGACUCAAUGUCACUCACACACCUGAAUGCCUUUGAAGACGAGCUCAGGACUACCCACGGCGAGGGACAAGUGGGAACAUUUGACAAACACAUCGUUGCGAGAGCUAGAAAGAUUCACCAGAGCCUACUUACAACGCCCUUUACCGCCCUGAUGUCGGUGGCUGAGAUAUUCCCCUUGCUGCUGUCCUCUCCUUUCAAGGGCCCCAGAAGUCGCCAGCAGUUUCCCGACAUCAUUCUGACCAAUGGCCCUGCCACUGGCUUCAUUGUCGGUCUAGCGGCAUACCUCCUCAAGAUGCUCUACGUUGUUCCAGAAGACACCAUGCAGGUCAUCUACGUUGAGUCGUGGGCCAGAAUUCAGACCCUCAGUCUGACAGGGAAGCUGUUUCAUUACACUGGCAUUGCCGACAUCUUGUUGGUUCAGCAUGAGCAAGUAGCCAAGACCUACGGCGUGGCCAAUGCAGGUUGUAUGGUUGUGAGAAAGAAGAUAUGA
Molecule: messenger RNA, 843 nt
Organism: Colletotrichum abscissum
Lineage: Eukaryota; Fungi; Ascomycota; Sordariomycetes; Glomerellales; Glomerellaceae
Exons: 2
Coding region: 1-843 (280 amino acids)
Biological process (GO): dolichol-linked oligosaccharide biosynthetic process
Cellular component (GO): UDP-N-acetylglucosamine transferase complex
Molecular function (GO): N-acetylglucosaminyldiphosphodolichol N-acetylglucosaminyltransferase activity
Source: RefSeq, a predicted model, not a curated record